Messenger RNA from Castor canadensis (American beaver), 1512 nucleotides. RefSeq names its product vitamin D receptor (gene Vdr). The record is from RefSeq and is a predicted model, not a curated record. Gene Ontology annotation, cellular component: nucleus. Gene Ontology annotation, molecular function: vitamin D response element binding; zinc ion binding; nuclear receptor activity. Gene Ontology annotation, biological process: cell differentiation; multicellular organism development; negative regulation of transcription by RNA polymerase II. NCBI's taxonomy places the organism in Eukaryota, Metazoa, Chordata, Mammalia, Rodentia, Castoridae.
AUGGAGGCAAUAGCAGCCAGCACUUCCCUGCCUGACCCUGGUGACUUUGACCGGAAUGUACCCCGGAUAUGUGGGGUGUGCGGAGACCGAGCCACAGGCUUCCACUUCAAUGCUAUGACCUGUGAAGGCUGCAAAGGCUUCUUCAGGCGGAGCAUGAAGCGAAAGGCGCUGUUCACCUGUCCCUUCAAUGGGGACUGCCGCAUCACCAAGGACAACCGACGCCACUGCCAGUCCUGCAGGCUCAAGCGCUGUGUGGAUAUCGGCAUGAUGAAGGAAUUCAUCCUGACAGAUGAGGAGGUGCAGCGUAAGCGAGAGAUGAUCCUGAAGCGGAAGGAGGAGGAGGCUUUAAAAGACAGUCUGCGGCCCAAGCUGUCCGAGGAGCAGCAGCACAUCAUAGCCAUCCUGCUGGAUGCCCACCACAAAACCUAUGACCCCACCUAUGCUGAUUUCACCCAGUUCCGGAUUCCCAUUCGUGUGGAUGAGAGUAGAAGAAGCCAUCCUCCAAGGCCCACACACAGCGUCUCCGGGGACCCCUCCUCCUCCGGCUUAGAUCUCUACACCACCUCUCUAGAUAUGAUGGAAUCACCUAGCUUCUCCAACCUGGAUCUAAACGAAGAAGAUCCAGAUGAUCCUUCUUCUCUGACUCUGGAUCUAUCCCAGCUCUCCAUGCUGCCCCACCUGGCUGACCUGGUCAGUUACAGCAUCCAAAAGGUCAUUGGCUUUGCCAAGAUGAUCCCAGGAUUCAAGGAUCUCACCUCUGACGACCAGAUUGUGCUGCUGAAGUCAAGCGCUAUUGAGGUUAUCAUGUUACGCUCCAACCAGUCCUUCAGCAUGGAUGAUAUGACCUGGGACUGUGGCACCCAGGACUACAAGUAUGACAUCAACGAUGUGGCCAAAGCUGGGCACACCCCGGAGCUGAUUGAGCCCCUCAUCAAGUUCCAGGUGGGACUGAAGAAGUUGAACUUACAUGAGGAGGAACAUGUUCUGCUUAUGGCUAUCUGCAUCGUCUCCCCAGACCGACCUGGGGUGCAGGACCGAAAGCUGAUUGAGGCCAUCCAGGACCGCCUGUCUAACACACUGCAGACCUACAUCCGCUGCCGCCACCCACCCCCGGGUAGCCACCUGCUCUAUGCUAAGAUGAUCCAGAAGCUGGCUGACCUGCGGAGCCUCAACGAGGAGCACUCUAAGCAGUACCGCUGCCUCUCCUUCCAGCCUGAAAGCAGCAUGAAGCUCACACCCCUUGUGCUGGAGGUGUUUGGCAAUGAGAUCUCCUGACUAAGGCAGCCUGCAGUGACACCUGGGAGGGGCUGCUCUUCCCUAGCCCUGUGCCCAGGUCCUAAGCUGGCUGUAGCCCAGAGGUACCUCCCACCCCUUCUGGAGUUCUCUGCCAUCAUCCUUUCUACCUGGUCCAUCCUUUCUCCUGUCCAGCCUAAUACCUGUUCCCCCUUUCCUUCAGGCCACGGGCUAGCCCAUAUCCCCUUGAGAUCUCAGUCAUGAGAAGUUGUUGUUUAU